This is a messenger RNA of Arctia plantaginis, 714 nucleotides long. Lineage: Eukaryota; Metazoa; Arthropoda; Insecta; Lepidoptera; Erebidae. The record is from the annotation of a GenBank genome assembly.
AUGAGCCAAACAAUGGAGGAUCUUGCAGAAAACCAGAAUCAAAUAAUGGUGGCCAUGAACCAGUUCUUAGUUACUUUUAAGAAAACUGGGCAUGAGCGUAGGACUCCAGACUAUGUCAAGCGACGUCUAGAGACUUUAGAUGCCUAUUGGCAGGAAUUUCAGAUGAAUCAUGUUACUUUGAGCGGUUUUAAGGACGAAUCUUUAGAGUAUUUCGCUAAAAACCGCUAUCAGCAAACAAAAGAAUUUUAUAUAUCUACUCACGAAUACAUAAAGCAAGCGACUACAUCAUCAGUUUUGAGACCCGCGACCCCUUUGGCUGGCACAUCGGUCGGGGUGAGCGUGGAACAGCAUACCAAGGAUACGGCCGAUACCGAAAUUAAAUCCUUACCCGCGGCUCCAAUGUUUCGGUCUCAAGGUACAAAUAGCAAACUGGAUGACUGGAUGAAGAAGCAAACCAGUAACUUUAAGGCUUUUUCACGCGCAAUCAGAAACAUAAACAUAGAUAGCAUAAGAGAAAGGUGGGAGUUUCAGGAUACAUUAAAAUCUUUAGAGGCGAGAUGGUCUGCUAUUGACUCCCUUCACUGGGAGUUAGAUGGGGAGCUCGAUGGUAAAGACCAGUCAUACGAAGACGCUUAUUCUGCCUAUGAAACAGCUUUUAAUUGCAUGAAAAAGAAACUGAAUAGCAAGUUGUGUCAUGCAACAAGCAUCCCUUAG